AUGAAGGGAAAUUCUUCAAGCUUACGGGUGAGCUUACGUUUACUCUCUGCUGGUUUGGUGAGUGAAGAGGUUAUUAAGGAUGAUACGAAGCUGGUCGGUGGUUCAGGCCUGUCUCUCUGUGACUCUAACGAUAACUCGAAGAAAUCGGAGACCAACAAAGCUUUGAGAAACCACCAAGUCCUCCUGGCUGCGCACCUUGAAGAAGCUGCAGAAUUAGCUGCCAUGAUUCAAGGGUUGAGUUGGGCGUUGAAACUUGUUGUGAAAAGUAUCCAAUUCUUCUGCGACGACGAUUCCAUCAUCUUGGAUUACGUAACAGACAAAGUUGCACCACCGAACGAGUCCAUUGUAGUAGCAAAACUUUUGAAGCAACUGGCUCUUCUUCAGACAAGCUUAACGUCUUGCCAGACACUCCCUCUGCAGCGCUCAGACGACGACAUCAAUUCUUCUUCUCUCAUUAAGCUCGCAAGAGAUGCCAUUGCUUCCCAAACCACAUGGCACACCAACACUGAGGAGUAUGAGACUUGUCCAGACUGCUACGCACAUGUUUCACCUCGUCACAAACUUGAGGUGAGGAGCGGUUACUUCCACCCCAUCUGCUUUACGUGCAUAAGGGACUGA
Messenger RNA from Brassica napus (rape), 618 nucleotides. RefSeq lists its product as uncharacterized. Lineage: Eukaryota; Viridiplantae; Streptophyta; Magnoliopsida; Brassicales; Brassicaceae. The record is from RefSeq and is a predicted model, not a curated record. The transcript has 2 exons. The coding region runs from base 1 to 618 and encodes 205 amino acids. Gene Ontology annotation, molecular function: RNA-DNA hybrid ribonuclease activity; nucleic acid binding.